Messenger RNA from Chroicocephalus ridibundus (black-headed gull), 4888 nucleotides. It is a transcript of the gene SRPK1, whose product is annotated as SRSF protein kinase 1. Lineage: Eukaryota; Metazoa; Chordata; Aves; Charadriiformes; Laridae. Gene Ontology annotation, biological process: peptidyl-serine phosphorylation; spliceosomal complex assembly; intracellular signal transduction. The transcript is spliced from 15 exons. Gene Ontology annotation, cellular component: cytoplasm; nucleus. The record is from RefSeq and is a predicted model, not a curated record. Gene Ontology annotation, molecular function: ATP binding; protein serine/threonine kinase activity. Bases 367 to 2568 code for a protein of 733 amino acids.
GCCUUUUUUUUUUUGGCUACUUUUAAGUAUAAAGGAUAAGUUCUUCUUGUAGCUCUGGAUGGGGAAGGCUUGGAAAUACUUCAGAAAAUUCACUUUUUUUCUUUGAACACCCUUUCUCCCCGGUGUGAUUGCGCUGGCGUUUCUGUAUCAAAAGGAUCGGACUGUCGGCAAUUAACCAUGAUCCUUGUCUUCAUCCGAGCUUUGAAUCCAGUGGACUAUUGAAUAGGCAAAUAAAACCGGCUGGUUCAGGAAGAUGACUGACUUUCUAAUUUCAUUAAGGGGGAAGACUGAGGCAGGUAGACAUCAAGAGGAAGGAGGUGAAUUUAUUUUAUGCUCAGCCCCCGAGAUGCCUGAAUUGGCAGAGAGAUGAGCUGGGAGCAGCCCCCAGCCUUGCUGCCAGGCCCCGUACCUGCAAUGCAGCGCUGUGCCUCUGCAGCUAGGUGGUGGAGGCAGAGCCCUCCUCUUCCUCGCUCCGGCACAAAGCUGCGCUGCCUUCCCGGAGAACCAGCCCCUCCGCCUGCUGCUCAUGUCCCCCCUGCCUCCCCGGCAGCCUGCCGUCUGAUUUUUUUUUUUUUUUUUUUUUUAAUGGCUCUUUCGAAAACUAUUGGUCUGUCUUCAGGAAUAGCUUUAUCAAUGGGAGGCCGCGCUUCGUGCAGUGUGUUCUCUUCCAGACCCGACACUCAGCAUCGGGGUCCUGCUGCUCAUUCGGAGAAUGAUCUUCCCGAGCAGGAGGAGGAAAUCCUGGGAUCAGAUGACGAUGAACAAGAGGAUCCAAAUGAUUACUGCAAAGGUGGUUAUCACCUUGUGAAAAUAGGAGAUCUGUUUAACGGACGAUACCAUGUGAUUCGGAAGCUUGGAUGGGGCCACUUCUCCACUGUGUGGCUCGCUUGGGACAUCCAAGGGAGGAGGUUUGUGGCAAUGAAGGUGGUGAAGAGUGCAGAGCACUACACAGAAACAGCACUGGACGAAAUCAAGUUGCUAAAAUCGGUGCGCAACAGUGACCCAAAUGAUCCAAGUAAAGAAAGAGUUGUUCAGUUGUUAGAUGACUUCAAGAUUUCGGGAGUUAAUGGUUCCCAUAUCUGUAUGGUGUUUGAAGUUCUAGGCCAUCAUCUCCUGAAGUGGAUCAUCAAGUCAAAUUAUCAGGGGCUUCCGCUCCCUUGUGUCAAAAAGAUCAUCAAACAGGUUCUUCAGGGUCUGGAUUACUUGCACACAAAAUGUCGAAUCAUUCAUACGGAUAUUAAACCUGAGAACAUUCUUCUAUGCGUUAACGACCAGUAUAUCCGCAGGCUGGCUGCAGAAGCAACAGAGUGGCAGAGAUCGGGGGCUCCCCCACCGUCUGGCUCUGCAGUGAGCACUGCGCCACAGCCAAAACCAGCUGACAAAAUGUCAAAGAAUAAGAAAAAGAAGUUGAAAAAGAAGCAGAAACGGCAGGCCGAGUUGUUAGAGAAGCGAAUGCAAGAGAUAGAGGAAAUGGAGAAGGAAGCAAGCCCCGGGCAAACACAGCCUGAAGAGGAGGAAGAAGCUCAGAGCCCCCUGGAAAUGCUCAUAAAAGUUCCACCAGAGGAAAAUGUCAGCAAAAAGACAGCUGAAGCCGUUGUACAAGAGCAAUCUGUUCUGAUGGAAAGCAGCGUGGAAAAAUGUGUUACAGAAAUAAAUUGCAACGGAGUGAUACAAAUGACGGACUUCCCGGACUCCGGCAAUCAAGGGUCUGUGCGACUUGAGGAUGACCUUCAUAAUGCCAAUGACUGUGGCGAUCACCCUCACACGCAGAAGGGGAACUUCCGUAGUUGUAAUUACAGUCAGCGUAAUGGUGACUCGGAGAACAGGCCUCAAGAAGGAAUGUCGGACUCGUUCGUGCCCUUAGUUUCAGAAGAUUCCAUGGUGUGUCAGCCCACGUCCAACGAAGAGCGCUCAUUCAACGAGCAGGAGAUAAACCACUUGCAAGAAAGCAUCCGGACAGAGAUACCUUCAGAGGAUGAGAAUGAGAAUAACAGCCCGUCGGACAACAAAGGAAAAUCAACUGCUGGGAAUUUCCUUCUUAAUCCUCUUGAGCCCAAGAAUGCAGAUAAGCUCAAAGUGAAGAUAGCUGACCUAGGGAAUGCCUGCUGGGUGCACAAGCACUUCACUGAAGACAUCCAGACGAGACAGUACCGAUCCUUGGAGGUGUUGAUAGGGUCGGGGUACAACACCCCUGCUGACAUCUGGAGCACGGCGUGUAUGGCCUUUGAGUUAGCGACAGGAGACUAUCUGUUCGAGCCGCAUUCUGGGGAAGAUUACUCACGGGAUGAAGAUCACAUUGCAUUGAUCAUAGAACUUCUGGGGAAAAUACCUCGCAAGCUCAUUUUGGCAGGAAAAUAUUCCAAGGAAUUUUUCACCAAAAAAGGUGACCUGAAGCACAUCACCAAACUGAAGCCCUGGGGCCUCUUUGAAGUCUUGGUGGAAAAAUACGAGUGGUCCCAAGAGGAGGCAGCUGCAUUCACAGACUUCUUAUUGCCCAUGUUGGAGCUGAUCCCGGAGAAACGAGCUACGGCAGCAGAGUGUCUCAGGCACCCCUGGCUUAACUCCUAGAGGCUUCAACCCGACGCCACAGCACUACACUCUGGUUUACAGCGUAGCGUACGCGCACCCAGCUGCCCCUUCCCAUUUCCCCCCCCCCCCCCCUUUUCCUUGUUCAUUUUCAGUGUGAAGUUCUUCCUUCGAGGCUUCCAAGGAUUUUAGAUAAACCUAACCUGUUCUGCUGAGUUUGCUUGUGUGACUCGAUGGGGACUCUCCUCAGCCGGUGGGCGUCAUCUGUGUUUUGCCUUGACUGGGCUUCGCCAAAGACUAAUUGACGAGAAUAUGAAGUUUUUCUUGAGUCUCCUCACCGUUACGCGCCGUGUGUUACAGCUGUGAGCUCACCUGUGCUCGGAUAUGCUCCCUUAGCUAAAUUUCAACUCUCCUUUCUUCCUGAGGGGGACGCGAAGAUCCCAACGCCUCCUUAUCUCACUGACUCGGGAGCCAGUUUCCCGCUGUUGAUCCAGUAGCUAGCAAUGGGGUGAGAAGUAACGGAUGGCACCGAGGUGCUGUUAGUUCCUUGUAGAGCAAAGACCUCGAAAUCCUCCAUUUUCUGGGUGUCCGCUGUAUUCACGUAACUUUUCCUUAGUUCUAGCAGCUUCAAUCUUUUGAAAAGAGCUAUUUAAACCUAGGUUUUAGUAUCCUUUAUUUCUUCCUCCAAAAUGCCCUGCCCCUUUACUUUUUCCUUCCUUGUGCCCGGAUAGUCGGAAUAGUUUCGGAACUCGGUGACAUUUUCUACUUUAAUGCCUGUGCCUGUGACUAAAAGGUGACAAGCGCAAUAGGCGAAAGCUGGAACUGACUCAACGCACAAUCUUCAGCAGACAGAUGGGUGCGCCCUUUGGCUGCGGAGGUGGCCUUGUUGCAGGCAACUCUUCUAACAUUUUAGUGAGCUCUUACGUUUUUGGGGGGUUGUGGUUUUUUGGGGGUUUUUUUUUAUCCCUUACGGGCACUUUUUUGCCUUGCUUGAGGCGGUUGCUGUAUCCGUGAGAGAUUGGCUUUCACUGCUGCAGUCUGCUCUGCCUCUUAAUUUUUGACCAUUCGCUUCUUCCCAAGCAUCUGGAUCACAGCCACGCUAUCGCCCUUGACUCUGAAAAUCAACACUUGAAGGCCCGCUGUAAAAGAUUUCUGUUUCCUUUCACUUGCUUCAGGUGCUGGCCUUCGGAAAUAACUCCCCAGGGUGGGAAUGCCUUUUAUUUUCUGGGCCACUAGCACAAGGCGAGCUCGCAGAAGUGGAACUUUUCUAUGUAGAUACUGGAUUAGAAGCUGUUUCUGGAGUUACCCCAAGUUAAAAUGUUCUGUGGGGUUUCUAUAUAAGCUUCUUGGAGGGGUUUGGAUAUAAUGAGUAAAUGGGUUAAUUUUAAUUAAAUCACUGUGGCGUUUGAUAGUUCUAUGAUGGCUUCUUCUAGACUUGCCCGUCCUGUUACAGAUUCAGUGCAUCCUGCUCUGCUCUAAAGCAAGAUUUGGCAGCGUUGAGACUUCAGAGGCGCUUCCUUACCCUGGACCAAACUGGCCUUUGGAUUCGUGGUGGCUCCCGGAGGACAGAAGCCGCUGCUGGAGGCCACCCAGAUGCUAUCUGAGACAAUGACAUUACCAAAGCUGCCAAGACUACUGUUGCGUGUCACUUCUGUAUGUGUGUUUGAAAAUCCUGGUUCGUAAGGAUCGUUCAUUCAUGAACCUUGGUGUCAUUUAAUCCACUUGAAAAAGAGUUUCUCCGGUCCGGUGCCUGAUUGGGCUUAUUAAUGCAAAUCAUGCUGCAUGUUCUUUUAGGGGUAGAUCAGGUUCUCUAUGCAUAUAAUCUAAAAUUAAAGGAAGGUAACAUACCAAAAGAGUUUUAAACUGCUGAUUUGACUUUUCAUCCCCCUCCCCCCCCGCCCCCUUUCAUCUGGAGUUCUCCGGUUGUGUGUCACUUCCAUAUCUGUUACAGAAGCGCUGCAGGCGGGACUGGGUUCCACAAUACCUCCUGUCGACGUCCUGUGAAGAUACAUUGGCAGGGGCGAACAUUUUCUGUUGUCUUGAGAGCUCACCCGCUCCUGUGUCCUGGCUGAUUAAAGAACUUUGCCUCCAAGGGCUCUGCUUCGACUCCCAGAGCUCCUUCCCUUCCCUCUGCCCGCCCCCCCCCGACCGGGGGAGGGAUUUUACCGUGAGAUCCGAGGCUGGAGCCAGCUUGUGAGUUGAAGACCUGCAGAAGCGGCUGUCGGGAUUCAGUCUUGUACCGUGUGCUCGUUCACUUGGGGUUUGUUAAACUUCCAAAUUGCCGUAAAGUGCUCACACUAAAGGAUUUGUACUUGCUGUGUCAGUCUAAAACCUGAAGGAAAAUACAUUUUUAUUCUUUCUA